Rhopalosiphum maidis (corn leaf aphid) is the source of this 894-nucleotide messenger RNA. RefSeq names its product KRAB-A domain-containing protein 2-like. Bases 1 to 894 code for a protein of 297 amino acids. Gene Ontology annotation, molecular function: nucleic acid binding. The transcript is spliced from 2 exons. The record is from RefSeq and is a predicted model, not a curated record. NCBI's taxonomy places the organism in Eukaryota, Metazoa, Arthropoda, Insecta, Hemiptera, Aphididae. Gene Ontology annotation, biological process: DNA integration.
AUGGCAGUAGUUGAAAAUUUCACUAGUAUUAUUCGUGAUAUGCAUGUGGCCAGUGGACAUAAAGGUGAAACAAAAACACACAAGAAAAUAAUGGAACACUAUUCUAAUAUUACAAUGGCUGCUGUAAAAGCUUACAUUGCUAAUUGUGAAAGGUGUGCGGAAAAAUCAAAAAAAAAAUGUACGCGAGGUGUUGUUGUGCGGCCUAUUUUAUCUUCCUCUUUAAAUGAACGCGGUCAAGUCGAUCUUGUCGACUUUCAAAGUUUACCGGAUGGUGAUUUUAAAUUUAUCCUUCAUUAUAAAGAACACUUAACCAAAUUUUCAAUUUUCCGGCCAUUGAAAUGCAAAAAGGCUUCGGAAGUGGCCAAAGAAUUAUUAAACAUAUUUUUGACGUUUGGUGCCCCUCACGUUCUGCAGUCCGAUAAUGGUCGCGAAUUCACAGCCGAUAUUAUAACUGAAUUAGCAUCAUUGUGGCCCGAUCUAAUACUAGUAAAUGGUCGGCCACGUUAUCCACAAAGCCAAGGAUCUGUAGAAAGAGGUAAUUGUACGUUGAAGGAUUCACUGGUGGCGUGGAUGCGAGAUAAUAAAACUGCGGCGUGGAGUUACGGCAUCGCCUUUGUACAAUGGGGUGUUAAUACGACAUAUCACGAAGCUAUAAAAAUGACUCCAUACGAAGCAGUCUUUGGUCAAAAACCACGGAUAGGACUGGCAACAAAAGUACCUCGACAGUUGGUAGAAAAUAUAAUGACAGGUACAUUAGAAGAGGAUAUACUGAAAAUGCUUUUAAAUGAGGACAAAGAGGACAAUGAGGACGUACAAGUACUCAAUACUGAAGUGAUAAAGAGUAGUGGUCGGCCACUAGCAGCCCGCGCCGCUAAUGUACACGGCCCGCUUUAA